Penicillium olsonii is the source of this 996-nucleotide messenger RNA. NCBI's taxonomy places the organism in Eukaryota, Fungi, Ascomycota, Eurotiomycetes, Eurotiales, Aspergillaceae. The record is from the annotation of a GenBank genome assembly.
AUGUAUUUGCCGAAUACCACCUGGACGUGGUCCUUUGCGAUCGUCACACUCAUUCAAACCAUCGUGACACUGGGCCUCGAAUCUUACAUCUUCGCGAAUUUCCAGAUUCAAGAACUCCCCAACGAUAGUCCCGCCUCCAAAACAAUUCCCACGUUCCUUGCCCUCUAUGGCUUCGGUUUCCUCUACGAGCUGGUGCUGGUAUACGACGCGCUUCGAAUGAAGAACACCAUUCAAGUUAUUGGACUGUGUAUUUGCAAUAUCGGUCUUCUGAUCUAUGGCGCAGUCCAGGUGAAGCAGAUCCGAGAGGCAGUGACGACCUUGUACUAUAUGAACAAGAUCAAGCUGUACGUCUGGGACCAGUCUGAGCCGUUCCUGAUUAUCAUUCCGUGUAUUGUGGGGCUGGGGACACUCUUGAUGACAUUCGUUGCGUGGAAACUUUACGAUGAAUUCGCCUGGACAAUCUACAAGCAUAUCAGCGCGGAUCUGCAGAUGAAGCGUCGUUAUCUCACUUACCAGAUCUACAUCGCACUGCUGAAGUUCGAUUUCUUCUUCUUCCUGGGCUUCACCGUCCAGUUCCUGGUGUUGGUCUCGGCUGGAGGAACUGCCGAGUUCGCGCUCACAGUGACUGCCAUUCCGGUGACCAUUAUCAUUCUUCUAUGCGGUGCCUGGUUCGUCCGUCGCGAAACCACCGCGGGAAUGAUUGCUAUCAUUCUUCUUUUCUUCGCUGCCAUGGCAUACUUCUGCUUCAAGCUGUAUCGCAUGUACGACCCCGAAACGAUGCCCCUUUAUCUCCCCGCUCUCAACCCGAUGACCUUCUUCGCCGUCAUUACCCUUGUUCUGAUCACGGUGACCAUCAUCAACGCCUGCCUGUGCGUGCACAAUUUCCACCGCGGCUUGAAGCCACAUAUCAACAAGAAGCGGAACAAGGACGAAGAAAAGAACACCGAGCUUAAUUCCAACCUCACCCAAGUACCAUCACGGAUGAUGAUCGACUGA